This is a messenger RNA of Syngnathoides biaculeatus (alligator pipefish), 4429 nucleotides long. It is a transcript of the gene fto, whose product is annotated as FTO alpha-ketoglutarate dependent dioxygenase. Gene Ontology annotation, biological process: regulation of multicellular organism growth; DNA alkylation repair; RNA repair. The coding region runs from base 216 to 2084 and encodes 622 amino acids. The record is from RefSeq and is a predicted model, not a curated record. The transcript is spliced from 10 exons. NCBI's taxonomy places the organism in Eukaryota, Metazoa, Chordata, Actinopteri, Syngnathiformes, Syngnathidae. Gene Ontology annotation, molecular function: ferrous iron binding; broad specificity oxidative DNA demethylase activity; mRNA N6-methyladenosine dioxygenase activity.
ACGCCUUUUGCUUCCCUUUUAGCGAAUACCACACAAAAGCAAGCGUAACAUAGCAAAUAUAUGAUGGAAGCGUAAAAACAAAAAUAACCAGACGUGACUGACGCGUGGCGCUUGAAGAACAUUGAGAAGAGGCGCAAACGUCUGAACUCAGGCACUACAAGAACCAGCGUAGCCCCGCACGCUAAACAAGGCGGUGUAAACACAACUCCAGGAACAUGAAAAGAUCGGGUGACAGUGAGGGGGAGAAGAGAAGAAAGAAGAGAAGGUUAUUACAGGAGCUGGGAGACCAAAAGAUCCCUUUUCGAGGACCUUCUGAUCAGGGAUUUCAGCAAUUGUGGGACUCCAGUUACUCUGGCCUGGUUUUGAGGAGAGCCUGCUCGUUGCCUACUGAGCUCCACUGCAGAGUUCAGGCUGCUCUACUCACCCUGCGCAAAAGGGGCUGCCUCUUGAGGGAUCUGGUCCGUGUCCGGGACCGGGAUGUCUUUACCUCCGUGUCGCGGGCUCUGCUGGGUGAGCCGGGCCAUACCUACCGCUACCUAGACACAAGGCUCUUUGCCAUCCCCUGGCACAAUGAGGACUCUGAGGUUAAAGGGCAAAACUGUUGUGACCCUGGUCUGAGAGCAGCCUGCAAAGCCUUGUGGGAGCUCAACACCUUCUUCUGUUUGGACGUAUCACAGCUGAAAGAAGGAGACAGGGUAACACAAUGUACGAAGUUGGGUCAAGACGUAGAGACCAAGGUGAGCGAGGACACUGACGUAGAGUCCAAACACAGUGAGGACUCCAGGAACAGUGAAGCAGCAGAGUCGGAGUCCAGGCAGAGCGAGGAGGGGGACACUGAGUCCAAGCACAGCGAGGAAUGGGAUGUGGAGUCCAAACACAGCGAUGAAGGCUGUUCGGCAUCAAAAAGAGAAAGCGAGUGGGAGACGGUGUCCAGACAUAGUAGUGAGGGAGAAGCCACACAGGGCAAAGAGGCCGAUACCGGUUUCGAACACAGUGAAGGAAAAUGUCCCGCCUUGACAAUGAAAACCGCCACUGUCUUGCCAACAGGAGGCAGAGGGGAGCUACACGUGUCUCAUCUCAAACACAGUCUCUCAGAUUACCACAUUGAGGACAAGGGGGAAUCAGGGGUUAGUUCUGAACCCAUUCCGCCGCAGGGAUUCACAGGAUCGGCAAAGUUCAAUGUCACCUUACUCAACUACAUGGACCCUGCGGUCAUGAGCCAGCUCAAAGAGGAGCCCUAUUACGGCAUGGGGAAAAUGGCCGUAGGGUGGCACCACGACGAGAACCUGAUCAGUCGCUCGCCAGUGGCUGUUUACAGCUACAGCUGCCAUGACGACGAAGGCGAGAGCAGCAAAGGCGGCGGCGAGAAGGCGAGCUGGAGGAUCGGGCUUAAAGUGGCCUGGGACAUCCACACACCUGGCCUAACUCUGCCCCUCCAGUCCGGGGACUGCUAUUAUAUGAGAGAUAACCUAAACAGCACCCACCAGCACUGCGUCCUCGCUGGAGACGCUGCCCGCUUCAGUUCUACUCACAGAGUGGCUGAGUGUUCUACUGGGACUCUGACCUACAUUCAGUCACGGUGCCAGGAGGCCCUGUCCAACCUGCACACGGACCCCGAGACCAGCUCCCACAGCCUGGUGACCCUGAGGCCCGCCACCAUGCAACACUGCGAGGAGAUUCACAACGAGGUGGAGUUUGAGUGGCUGCGACAGUACUGGUUUCAGGGACAGCGUUACACGUGCUUCUGCAGCUGGUGGCGCAAACCCAUGGAAGAGCUGGAGAAGGACUGGAAGCUCAUGGAAACCAUGACUAUGCUGUUCUUGUCUAAAGUGGAGGAGGAGGAAGGGCAGGUGGGCGAGGGUAGGAGAGACAUGGCAGAGACGCUCCUCACAGCAUUGAUAGACAGACACCAGCAAAGACAGACAUGGAGAGAAAGGUGCCACUCCAGCCUGGCCCAGACGUUGCCCCCCGAGGAGGCCCCGGUGGACCGUCCGUUCUGGGGCGUGAACGACGCCGGCAUGCCGCUGCCCUUUGAUCUGGCUGACAUCAUCAACAGAGUGGAGUCGCUGCUGUGGAGAAUGUGAAGGAAUCAUCAAGGCCACGUGGACAACGUGCAGGAAAAUGGGAAAUAAUUAAAACACCAGCUUUUCCGAAUGACCCCGACUGCAGCUGAGGGAAGGGAGGCACCGCCGACGACAAAUCCGCCGUGAUCCCGACCGGAAGGAAUUAUUCAUUGCUUCAUCUCCAUCUCCGCACAGCUCAAACCCCCUGUCCACUCAAUAUAAACGCAUCCUAGCGCUUUAGUGACAACGCAAGCUUAGCAUAAAGCUACUAGUGUAACCACACAAACAGUCUGUGGUAUCAGCGUUUCAGUGUGUAACUAAUUAUCAUGUCAUUGUAUCACUUCAUAUCAUGUAACCCAACUUUAUUUAGAGGGUGUUAUCAGUAUUCAUGAUAAUUCAGUGUUUAAAAAUACUCUCAUGGUUCUCAAGUGAGGCCAUUUUUUCCUGAGCGAAGAUUUCCACAAACCCUGCAUUAGGUUCCAUUUUCAAGGAAAACUGAAUGGUAGCUGACCCAAGAAAAUUCAGUUUCCAAAAUAGUGUUUCAGUUGAUGCUCUGGUCCCUACAAUUUGCUCCAUAUUUGAGCCAGAUGUCCGCCAUUACAGCAAGAACCCUGUUCAUUAUUUAUUCUGUCUGACCCAAGAAAGCCAAGUUAGCUAAGGGUAAUUAAUUAAUGUUCAAAGCUGCACGAAUUCUUGUCAACUGUCUUGGCCAGUGGUUUUCAUAUUUUUGGGGGCGCUCCCCCCUUUUGGAGAUUGACUUUAUCUGUGCCCCCCCACUUGAAAUUUUCUCAGACGGAGGUGCGGUGUGGUGGGGGUGGGUGGUAGCACUGAAAUUUGUAAGGGGGAAGGGUGCUGAAACCAUCUCUCCAGUUUGAAAACCACUGCUAUUGCCUCACCAUUUUCAACCUUUUUAUCAAUUUUAUUUCUUGCUAACAUAGGCAACAUCCCACUUUCAUUCCGUGUGACCCAAGAUAGCUCAGUUGCAUUUCAUUUUGCAUUUCCGAAACCCUUUUUUAAAUUCAAAUUCCAAGCAGGAACUGUAGUGAUUUGAAUGGCAUCUGACCAAGACUGGCAGGAAAGAUGAAGGCAAAAGUUAAAUGAGUGCACAAGUUCAAGUCAUUGGCCCAGCACUCACAUCUACCAACUCAAACUUUCCCUCAUCGGUUCUUUAUAAAAGCGAGAAUGCUGUUAAUUUUUAUAAUUCCUUGAGUGAACCAAGAAGGAAUCUGGUGAGACCGUUUCAAAUGCACCUGGCACCGAUGGUCCAAACGAGACCAAAGAAGGAAUCCAUGAGGUUAAUCCCAGACUUUUUAGUGUUAUUGUUGUAUUAGCGCAAGAAUCCUGUUGGUAUUUAAUAUUCAGACUGAUGAAAGUAAGACUAUUGGAAGGGAGUUUUAAUUCUGAUGUACAAAUAGUGCAAUAUAUUUCAUUGUCAAGGAAGACCUGCUUUUGAUUUUGAAACUAGCUGAUUUAAGAAAACCAAGCAUAACUCAAGGCAACUGUCAAUCAGCUCAAAUUUCUAGACGGCACUCUACAGGUCACAAUUGACAUUAAAUUAAAUACAUGCAUAUACUUGUGUUAUAAUUUUUUGAACACUCAUUUUGAAUGCUGUCAUCCUUUUUUGAGUGUAAUGAAUGACCAUAGGUCUUAGAGUCAAGUCCCCUGGAGUCAGAUCAUUCAUCCCAAACAUUUUGGAAUUUUUCUUUUUAACUAGAGUAAGAUUUUUUUUUUUUUUUUUUCCAAUUCCCAGACUGACCAAAGAAGGAAACCAUUGGUUACGUUCAAAUUCUGAGGUAUGAGUGUGAUGGCGUAUGCCAGCCUGCAGGGGCACCCGCCAGGUUUUUUUCUUGGUCUGACUGAUGAAAGGCUGCGCCGAAAGUACAAUACCAGGAAAAGAAAAAAAAGAUCCAUUACAUCUGUUCAAUGGCGUUUAAUUACUCCAAAAGUGUGUCAGGCACCCUGAAAAGCUGCAGGCCAUGCAAAUAUCCAGCACUUCUGAAAACAUACUAAAAACGGGGGCAGACGACAAGGCAGUGCAGCAGCCCUCCACGUUUGAUUUUUCUAUCUAGAUCAUGAUGAAGUAAAAGCACUGUUUCCUAUUAAAAAUUCUGAUUGCACUCUUUUUUUUUUUUUUUUUUUUUUUUUUUACUUAAGACUUUUUGUUGUUCUUGUUAUUGUUGGUUGCCAAACUCUGUUGUUCUUGAUUCUUCUUCUAUCGCUGCACCUUUACUACUUGUUGUUGUCAGUCUGAGUUUUGUUUUGUAGUGCGGCGUUAAUGUACGCAUCACUUUGUGCUCUCCCUUUGCCACAGCUUGUUCGUCUGAUGCAAUAGGAAUGGCAGAAAUAAAAUAUGGCAUUUUAUCCGA